Condylostylus longicornis is the source of this 1778-nucleotide messenger RNA. Its product is annotated as zinc finger protein 184-like. NCBI's taxonomy places the organism in Eukaryota, Metazoa, Arthropoda, Insecta, Diptera, Dolichopodidae. The transcript is spliced from 7 exons. Gene Ontology annotation, molecular function: DNA-binding transcription factor activity; RNA polymerase II cis-regulatory region sequence-specific DNA binding. The record is from RefSeq and is a predicted model, not a curated record. Gene Ontology annotation, biological process: regulation of transcription by RNA polymerase II. Bases 151 to 1650 code for a protein of 499 amino acids.
UUAAAGUAUGUACAUUUGUAGAUGUAUUAUACUCGUAUAUGCAAUGUACAAUGCACAAAAUAAAUAAAUAACAUAAAAUGAAUUUUGCACUAAAUUAGCUGCAUAACAAAAAUUCCGUUAAAAAUUAAGAUCUAAAAACUUAAAACAGCGAUGACUCGAAUAGUUAAUUAUACUGACAGGAGUUCUUUAAAAAAUCAGCAGCAGGAUCCAGAUUGCUCAAAUAUAGAAUAUCUUAUAGAAAAUAUAGAUGAUGACAUAGCAACGCAAGAAAUUUCUGGAGUAAUAGAUGACGAGGAGGAAUUGUAUCAAUGCAGUGUCUGUAAAUACAGUUUUAGAGAUGUUAUGCGACAUAUAAAGAUGUUUCAUAAAGACCAGUCAAUUCUUAUAGAAGCCACUAAUAAAAAUAAAACAGAAAGUCAACUUAACUCUGAAUAUGAUUAUGAAGCGAUUAAAAAAACUAACGUUGAAUGCAUAUCUGAUACUGAAAGUGGGAUUAUUACAAAUGAAUUUAAUGAUGUUUUAAUUGAUAACAAAAGUUCUGAAAAAAAGGCUGAUAGAAAAGACGAACAAUAUGAUUCCGCAGAUUAUGAUAAAAAUUUGGAAAAAUACCAUGAAGAAUUUUCAAUUUUAAAUACUACGUCCGUAUUAAAGAAUGAAUCUAAAAUAAAUUAUCAAACUAAGACAUGUUCUAUUUGCAAAACAACCUUUUCUUCAGUGAAAAAUUUAAAGUUGCAUGCAAGAAUACAUUAUCCUGUCAAAUCCAAGAGUUAUAUUGAAGCUUUGGCUGAAAACGAAAAUCAUAGUUUACUCAUGUUUUAUUGUGAACUCUGUAAAAAAAGUUUUGAUGUAAAAUUGCAAGAUCAACAUUCAAAAUUUCACCGUUUAAAUACUAUAAAUACCAUUUGCAAAAUUUGUAAUAAGCAAUUUAAAAGUAUGGAAAGUUUUAGAAUGCAUUUAACUUUACAUGAAGGUAGAGAAGAUAGUAUAUUUGGAUCUUCAUUAAAAAAACUAACAAACAUGGAAAAUAAUACAACACUAUAUCCUUACGCUUGUAGACACUGCAAUAAAUCUUUCAAGAGGCCACAUGAAAAAGUGAAACAUGAAAGGAUUCACACUGGCGAAAAACCAUAUAAAUGUGAUGUUUGUGGAAAAUCUUUUCGAGUUUCAUAUUCUUUGACAUUACAUUUACGAACUCAUACGGGAGUACGACCAUAUGUUUGCACAAUUUGCAACAAAAGGUUUAAGGGAUUUUCAACUUACGCGAACCAUUCUCAAACACAUUCUGAAGAACGAAAAUUCAAAUGUCCAGAAUGUCCGAAAAUGUUCAAAACCGCUGUUCAAAUGCAUGGUCAUAAAAAUACUCACAAAAAACCAUUUUUUUGUAGUUUGUGCAACAGGCCUUUUGCAACUAUGCACAAUGUUGAAGUUCAUAUGGAAACUCAUAAAAAUGAAACUAGUAAAAAAAAAUUUAAGUAUUGUUGUAAUAUAUGUGGAGCAUCAUACGGAAGAUCAUUUGCAUUAGAAGAACAUAAAAAAGAAAUGCAUAGUAGUUUGGAUUUAAUAGAAAAACAUUUGGAAUACUUUUGUAAGGAUGAAGCUAUAAUAUCAACGGAAUGUAUUUUGUCAACAGAUGAAUUGUUAACAAGUUAACCAGUUAUACCCGGUUAUAGCAAUUCUUAUAGUUAUUUUACAAGAAGUUUAUUGUACUUUCAUGUGUUGCAGGUCAUUCAUUUUUGUUUAGAUUUGUUUUCGGUUUAUAUAAUUUGUUACUUGUUUAU